This is a messenger RNA of Actinia tenebrosa (Australian red waratah sea anemone), 1429 nucleotides long. Its product is annotated as ribonuclease kappa-B. Gene Ontology annotation, molecular function: RNA endonuclease activity. NCBI's taxonomy places the organism in Eukaryota, Metazoa, Cnidaria, Anthozoa, Actiniaria, Actiniidae. Gene Ontology annotation, biological process: nucleic acid metabolic process. The record is from RefSeq and is a predicted model, not a curated record.
UCAAGAGGGCGGCCAUGUUGGAUUCUAGUAGGAACAGUUAAAGAAUUAAAGGUCAAAAAUUAUUGAAAAAUGCUUCGAAUUUGUGGACCAAAAUUAUCUAAUUGCUGCUUUAUCUUAAGCUUAUGGGGUGUUAUAAUGUUGGUUCUUCUAGGAAUAUUCUUUCAAACAAGAAGCGUUGCUCUACUAGAAGAUAUAUCGAAGGAUUCAAAAGAAGAAGCGGCCUUCUCAAGCUCCGCAAAAAAUUGUUUCAUAGGAGCUGGAAUUUAUGGAGUUACUCUAAUAAUAUCUAUACAUCAGAAAUGGCUUAAUGCUAGAACAGGAGAUACACAGAAAUUGGUUGUGGCCUAGCACAAGUCCAAAUCAAAGAAUCAAGAAUCAUAAUUACAUACCUAUAGCGAGCUACAUCUUUCAUCAUUAUGAUGAUACUCUGAAUUAUAUUAAUAUUAAUAAUUUGAAUUUUCAUUCAUUUGUUUUCCCAGUGCAUGAAUAAUACUUAGUAGCCCAUAGGGUAUUGUACAGUUUAUGUUUUAAUAAGUAAACAUGGAGGGCACAGUUUCUGAAUUCUGAUUGGCUAAAUCCCGAAAUGUGCAUAUAGAUGCUCGCACCACUGCUAGACAUGUUUUUGAUCAGAAAUUAUGCCUUCUCUUGGUAGUCGUGUUCAGUUGAAAUUUGGGAGAAGGUGUGUGAAUUUGUGGGGCAGAGGGGUUGCAAUUUUGAUAGCCUUAACAAGAGUAGCUUAGAAUCUAGACAGUCUCUCAGAAAAUUCAAAAUGUUUAACCUCUUUCAGCCUCAAGAGCAUGCAAACCCCUGUUGAACUAUUGAUCCACCUUUACUUAAUUUGUAGACACAGAAACAAAUGAAUCCUCUUGAAACAGAGCUUUCAUUUCACUUCAAUUAAAAUAUAUACAAUAAUAGCAGCCAGUGUCUAUGACCAUUUACGAUGGCAAGCUGUUGUAAAAGCCCAGACAGAUUGGAUACAAAUAUUGUAUAUAUGUCUAUUUCAUGUUCUACAAUUUUUUUAAAGAUUGAAGUGAGUUUGACUUAGAAAAUAUAGGUUUAGAAUAAAUGAAGAUGAUUCCAGUUUACAGAAUUCUCCUGGGUGACAGAUUUAUAUUGUUUUUCCUUAAUACUUUUUUCAUAAUUUGUAAAGAUUAUAAUUAUUCAGCGUAAAUUAAGUUGCAAUAAUGAUUUGAAUAGUGUUGAAUAUCGAUCAACAUUAAUGAAAUUAAAACUGACGCACAUUAUCAUAUUAAUUUCACAACAAUUAAUUAAAAUAUAGGUUUACAUUGUUUGACCAAAACAAUAGAGUGCUUUUAGUCUCACUGUUGAAUAGGUGACGUCAACUAAAUUAGAUAAGUUAUUUACUAUUUUAGGUGACGUCACCUAAGUUUGAAGCUACAAGUAAACAGCUACUGAGAUCAGGGGGAGA